Messenger RNA from Thamnophis sirtalis, 1740 nucleotides. NCBI's taxonomy places the organism in Eukaryota, Metazoa, Chordata, Lepidosauria, Squamata, Natricidae. The record is from RefSeq and is a predicted model, not a curated record.
GUGCUAGAACAAGAUGUGGUUCUGCAAUCUAUUGAUAGAGCUAUUGAAGCCAUUCAUAAUGAGGCAAUGAAGAAUGGAGGAAAAUACAACUUGGAACAAAGGGACGUCCUUCAAAAAUUGAUCCAUCAUCGAAAGGAAACAGUUUCCCGCAAAGGACCUUCACCGUCCACUCAAGGAAUGACCCCAUCCACCAGUGAUCACCAUCUGGACCUAGCUAGGCAACCCAAUGGUGUCUGCAGAACUGGAUAUGAACGACAACACAGUUUGCCUAACAAAGACAUCCAGGAAGAAGAAGGUCACCUUUACCAGAUUUCUGCGCAGCCAUGCCGUGCCACUCCUCUUAUUCCUCCACCACCAGAGAAACGGAAGAAUGUUCAGACCACUGCGCCUGUUAAAAAUGCAGUUGGAAUCAUUUCUGGGUCAGUUUCUAGCGCCUCUACUGAAAGCACAACUUCACUGGAUACCUUGUACACGGGUUCAACAGAGUCAGGUCUCCCUACUGCUACACCCAGCCCCAACAAUACUCCUCCCCCUGUUCCUAGCAGAGGGGCCCUCACCAUGGCAUCCUCUAGCUUAGAAAUUAGUCCUGUAAUGCAAAGAAAGCAUGGGAGUGCCAGCAAAUCCCCCCAAACCAAAAGGGCUGCUCCACAACCUCCUGCCCAAAUGGAAGUUCCUGAUGCAGGUGGUGAAAAGACCUUAGAAGCAAAGAAGACCACACCAGCCACAUCUACAGGGGUGGAAAACUUUGAUUCUCUUUGCCUAGAAGAUGACAAGGCAGCCGAUACAGAGGAGGUGGAGCAAGAAUCAUCUGGUCUAGUAACCACCGUGCCAAAGACGAUAGGGGCUGAGUUGAUUGAGUUGGUCCGCAGGAACACAAAUCUCAGCUAUGAGCUCUCCAGAGUUGCCAUAGGGGUAGUAAUUGGGCAUAUUCAGACUUCUGUUCCAGCCCUCAAUAGCAUCAUGGAGCAGAUUCUCAUCUCACUGGUGGAAAGCAAGGAUCUCUGUUCAGGUUUGCCUUCUGGCCAGAUUUGUCAUGAUGAAGAGAGACUGAAGGUGAUAUUUACAGAUCUGGCUCGGCACAAAGAUGAUGCCCAACAGCGCAGUUGGGCCCUCUAUGAAGAUGAAAAUGUCAUUUGCUGUUAUUUGGAAGAAUUGCUUCAGAUUCUGACAGAUGCAGAUCCAGAAGUAUGCAAGAAGAUGUGCAGGAGGAAUGAGUUUGAAUCAGUAUUAUCUCUUGUGACAUAUUACCAGAUGGAGCACAGAGUUCCAUUACGCCUGCUGCUUCUGAAAUGUUUUGGAGCCAUGUGCAAUUUGGAUGCUGCUAUUAUUUCUGCUCUGGUUAAUUCUGUUUUGCCAAUGGAGCUAGCCCGAGAUAUGCAAACUCAUACCCAAGACCAUCAGAAGAUGUGUUACUCUGCACUGGUGCUGGCAAUGAUAUUUUGUAUGGGAGAACCUCUGCCAUACCAUCACUAUGUUCCAGAGCAUAAUGUGAUCAUGGUUACUGUGAAGAAGCACUCUAACAUCAAAAUAUUUACAGAGAAGCUGCUACUGCUUCUGAAUCGUGGAGAUGAUCCUGUGUGCAUCUUUAAACAUCAGCCCCAGCCUCCACAUUCUGUGUUGAAAUUUCUUCAAGACAUCUUUGCUUGCAAGGACACUGCAAGCAUCUUCUACCACACAGACAUGAUGGUAAUGAUCGACAUAAUUGUGCGACAGAUUUCGGAUCUCUCCCCUGGAGAAAAG